This is a messenger RNA of Syzygium oleosum, 1286 nucleotides long. RefSeq lists its product as uncharacterized. NCBI's taxonomy places the organism in Eukaryota, Viridiplantae, Streptophyta, Magnoliopsida, Myrtales, Myrtaceae. The transcript has a single exon. The record is from RefSeq and is a predicted model, not a curated record. The coding region runs from base 128 to 664 and encodes 178 amino acids.
UUCUUCUCCUCCUCCUCCUUCGGUCAGUCUUCGUCUGCUACCUCCACGCGUUUGGUUCGCCGCCAACCAUCUCUGAAGCCUUCGCUCCUGCUCUGCGACGCCCCUUCUUCGAUCAUCAUCUCUCGGAAUGGAGAAAUCGCUGGACUCGUCCAAGCAGAAGCGGCUCGGCCGUCCCAGCUCGACGGUGUGGGACUGCGGGAGCGCCCUCUACGACUCCUUCGAGCUCAAGUCCUUCGAGCGCCAGCUCGACUCCGCCAUCUCCGCCCGCACCCUCUCCAUGCCUCACCUCCCCGGCCGCCGCGCCCUCCCCCUUCCUCCUCCGCAGCCGCAGCCGCAGCCGCGAACGGCGGCCCCGACGGCGGCGAAGAAGCACUCCAGGAUCUCGCGGACGAUCCAGAAGCUGCUGCGGUCGGUCUUCAAGACGAAGCCGUGCUCGACCCCGGCGUUCGGCGUCGUCGGCGAUCGGUGCUCCCGCGCCGUGGUCGGCCAGGACGACCGGUUCUACGUCGUGUGCGACAAGUCCGGCGCGCUCACCACGAUCCCGGAGGCCCCGGAGGUCGAGUACCUCGGGAAGUUGUCGCCGCCGGAGAUGGAUCGGUUCGUGAGGAAGACGGCGUCGGAGAGGUUCGCCGCGCCAAGCUCCAUCGGGAUCUCAUGCGCCUGAAAAGCGGAUCAUCCACGAUAGCGAGGACUAUACGAGUAGGUUUGUGCAUAAAAGUUGUCAGUCGUCAGAUGUCAGGUUUAGCUCGUCAAAUAAUCGGAGUUCCAUGCGAUGAUUCUGUAUAGGUUUUCGUUCAUAUGAAAUUACGUUCUUUCUCUUUUGGAGGGGGGGACAUGUCAAGAGCUCAAGGAAACCUCCGUUGAUAAUAGUAAUACUACUGCUAUGCUUGAUGGAUCACAACUGCGUCGACAUCAUGUUCACACGAUGAAGUUCAUCAGAUCAUGAAAGCAGAGAAACGAAGGAGACGAUGAUGGCCGUCGAACGAACGAUUUCGGCGAGGUAAUUCCAUGGAGGAUGGAGAUGCUUGCAUGAUCGGUUCCUGGAAUUCCCAUUUUUCGUGCUUGGAUAAGUCUUUGCCCAAAAUUGCUUUUUGGCUGGCUCGGGGGGUGACGUGGCUUUUCUCCUUCGUCGCGCUCGGGGUUUCGGGGUCAAUAUACCUCGUGGGAUUGACCUAACGAAAGAGAAAGGCCUUUCGUUGCCUUGGUUUCGAAGCUUUUUUAGGUGUGUACGUAGCUGUUUCCUUUCGAGGAGGACGACUUGACCUAAUCCCACUUGUUUUCCCCCA